Balearica regulorum gibbericeps (East African grey crowned-crane) is the source of this 825-nucleotide messenger RNA. Lineage: Eukaryota; Metazoa; Chordata; Aves; Gruiformes; Gruidae. The record is from RefSeq and is a predicted model, not a curated record.
AUGAGUUGGCUCCGUGCUUGCUUCAGAGACAGAGGUCCUCAUGCAGAGACAGAAGCUAUGAAAAGGCAAAGCUCUGGUCAGGACCACGAGAUUAUCGAAUUACAAGAAGAUAAUGUGGAGGAAAGUGAGGCUAAUCAUGACAAGCCUCUAAAUGCUCAAACAAGAAAGGAAAGAGAUUACUGGAAAUCAUGUGGGAAUGUAGUUUUCUGGAAGUGUAAACUAUGGAUGGUUAUAACUGCAAUUUUUCUAGUACUCUUCCUGGUCAUUCUCAUCAGCCUAAUUCUUUAUUCUAAUGUUUACACAGAUGAGGAUGACUAUUGGGAUCCUGAUGCACUGCUAAAUAGUGGAAAUUGUCGCAAUUUUUCAGGAACAUUGGAGUUAAUGUGUGGUCUCCCACACCUUUUCUCUGAAGACAUUACUAAGAGGUUAACAGAUGUCUACAGUUCAUCUCCAGCUCUAGGACGCUACUUUAGGUCAGCUCAGGUGGUUUAUUUCAGUAAUGAAAGCUCCACCGUAUUUUAUCAGCUAGAGUUUUCUGUACCGCCAGCAGCAGAGGGGUUUAUGGAAAACAUGAUGAACUCAGAUUUUAUAAGGAACGUUUUACGUCAAAAUAUUUAUGAUGAAGAAGAUACUUUCACUCAUGGGACAUCUGAAUGUGAUAGGUUAAAGCUUGACCCGACUUCUCUCACGUUAACGUGUAAGUGCUGUACCUUAGAGAAACUGUUCUUUACAAAGAGCAGAAGUAUUUUCUUGGAAGGAGGGAAAUCCUUCUGGCAAGAUGUUGAGGCAGUGCCUUGCCAGGCGGCACUGAAUGCUGCUGACAAG